Molecule: messenger RNA, 4301 nt
Organism: Phoenix dactylifera (date palm)
Lineage: Eukaryota; Viridiplantae; Streptophyta; Magnoliopsida; Arecales; Arecaceae
Product: sulfite exporter TauE/SafE family protein 3-like
Biological process (GO): protein ubiquitination
Cellular component (GO): membrane; Cul4A-RING E3 ubiquitin ligase complex
Source: RefSeq, a predicted model, not a curated record
CACAUGCCCGUUGUUUAUCUUGAUUCUCUGAUGCCAAGCCGGUGAAGGUUAACCGUCCACGGCCCCAAAAAGAGAAUCCACAGCUAUCAUUCAAAGAAACAACAUCGCUUCUACGAAUAACGCACCAAAAACGAUCACCAAAAUCGAGAAACAUAUUUUUCUCCCCUCAGUCUGAGGAGUAGAAUCAAUUGCAAGCAGUUAAAAAUUAGAGCAGCGAGAAGGGAAAGAGCUGGAGAUACAGAGUUGCAGCAAAGGCAAGCGAAAACCCGCCAUCUUACUAUAGUAGUAUUCCAGCCAACCAGUGAGAGAGCGAUGGAAGACACUCCAAAGCUCUCUCUUCUGUAAAAAGAGAGGAGGAAAGAGAGUGAAAGGCUUUCGAUCAUUUUUGAGUCCUUUUUUUGGUAGGUGCUGGGAAAAGAGAGCGAUGGGUGGAAGACUGGAGAGCUGGGGGUGGUGGGUAGGAGGAAUGUUGCUCCUUUGCUUGAGCCUGGCCUUGGAAAGCGAGGUGGUCUUAGCAAACAGGCCCCUCGCAUCCUCACCUCAUGAGAUGGGAAGUAGUAGUAUUAGCAUUAGCACCAGCACCAGCAGCAGCAGUAGCACCAACCACAACAAGAUUAUAGAGAAGGAUCAUAAAUAUAUCCUUGCCAACAUCUUCCAUUCCCUGUUCGACAAUGGCGACUCUUCUUACACCCAUGUUUGGCCAGACAUGGAGUUCGGAUGGAGGGUCGUGUUGGGUUCGACCAUCGGGUUCCUUGGUGCUGCUCUGGGCAGUAUUGGAGGUGUCGGCGGAGGUGGGAUUUUUGUUCCCAUGCUUACCUUGAUCAUUGGCUUCGACCCAAAGACAUCUACAGCCAUCUCCAAGUGUAUGAUCAUGGGUGCUGCAGGAUCCACAGUGUACUAUAACUUGAGGCUCCGCCACCCGACACUGGAAUUGCCAAUCAUUGAUUAUGACCUUGCUUUGCUGUUUCAGCCCAUGCUCAUGUUAGGCAUCAGUAUUGGAGUCGCUUUUAAUGUCAUUUUUCCUGAUUGGAUGGUCACUGUUCUCCUCAUUAUCCUCUUCCUAGGUACAUCAACAAAGGCACUUUUCAAAGGUAUAGAAACAUGGAAAAAAGAAUCCAUAUUGAAAAAGGAAGCUGCCAAGCUGCUCACUUCUCAAUCAAAUGAGAGUCAAAAACUGGCAUACAAACCCCUCCCAGGUGCUCCUGCUGCCAAUGCGCAGGUCCUGUCAUCUCCAGAUGAUGAGGUUCCAAUCAAAGAAAACAUCUACUGGAAAGAGUUUAUGCUGCUGUUAUUUGUGUGGGUGGCAUUCCUUGCUGUGCAGAUAAUUAAGACGUAUGCCACAACCUGCUCCAUAGAAUACUGGGUUCUAAAUGCUUUACAGGUGCCAAUAGCUCUUUCCGUCACGCUUUGCGAAGCCAUCAACCUCUGCAAAGGAAAGAGGACAAUUGCCUCUAGGGGGAAGCAAGAUAUAAGAUGGAAAAUGCAUCAGCUGCUCUUCUACUGUUGCUGUGGGGUAUUAGCUGGGAUAGUUGGAGGACUGCUUGGACUAGGAGGGGGGUUCAUCCUGGGACCAUUGUUUCUUGAAAUGGGAGUUCCUCCUCAGGUUGCAAGUGCAACAUCAACAUUUGUGAUGACAUUUUCGUCAUCAAUGUCCGUCAUACAAUAUUACCUUCUCGAUCGCUUCCCCGUUCCAUACGCUGCCUACUUUGUUUUUCUGGCAACUGUGGCCGCCUUCACCGGUCAGCACAUUGUUAGAAGGUUGAUUGUGCUCCUAGGCCGAGCAUCGCUGAUCAUCUUCAUUCUGGCUUUGACCAUCUUUGUGAGCGCAAUUAGUUUAGGUGGUGUUGGUAUUGCACACAUGGUAGAGAAGCUGGAAAGGAAGGAGCAUAUGGGUUUUGAAAACCUUUGCUACCACUCUAAAUCGCUUCAAUUCAAAGUCCUUUAAAGUUUUAAAGAUGUAAUAGUGAUAUCCAUAUCUUUCUUUUUGCUACAGAUAGGGUAUUUGUCUACUUGAAUCCGAGUUGAAUCUUUGUUCUUGUAACCAUGACAACUGAAACUUGGCAUCCUUUUUUCCAUAUACAAAAGUAAAUGCUUAAUCUGUGCAGAAAUUGCGGCAUAAUAUCUAAUAACAAGUGCAGAGUUCAAUUUAUUCAUCAUGAAUGUAAUUUAAGGUCUAAGAUAAAAAGACAAGUAACAUUCUGUUCCAACUUCACAAGUAAAAUUAACCUAACAUAAUCAUUUGCAUUUAGGGAAAACAGAGGCUAAGAUCAAUGCUGUAGAUCUCCACUUCCGCCAGUCUCUGAUUUCCAAAGGACCUACCUAGAUUAUAUUGAAGCCUGGCACUGGAAAUCCACCAUAGUCUGCAUCAUGGUUAAGUUCUCUUAGUGCCAUGGCCUAUCAACUUAUUGUUCUCCGAUCUCAGUGCCAUACUUCCAUGUGGUCAUGGCAUGAUAUGAUAUGUAAUGGCUGCAAAAUAGAAGCAUCAGUGACUGAGCUUUCUUUUUCCAAAUAAUCUGGUUCUACCUAGUCACUGGAAGGCAUGAAGAUUUGUUCUUCUGGAGUCGACUCAUGGGCUUCAAGAAGAAGAAGAGGCUACUGCAGCCAGUAAGAAACUGGUUAGCAUUUGAAAGCUAAAAAUUGAAUCAGAAAUCCUGUAGUUCUUGAAUUUACUAGAAAGAGAAACAAAUGUUAGCUCGAGUAUUUAUCUUGUAUUUGAUUUUCCUUUCCAUCGCAGCCUAUUUCCUUGCUUAUUGAACGUUCCAAUUAAAACUAAUCCCAUCACAAGAUCAAAUUACAUGAAGUAUUACCAUUCUUGAUGUCAUUUGGCAUUAGAAAAACAACAGAACUCUAGAGACUCUUAAGGAACUUGUUAAUUUGUUGCUAACAUUAACCAGUUGUUUUUGUCAUCUGAAGCCUUGAACAAAUUAUAAUGCCUCAGAAGUUCAGAACAUUGAAUAAUGGUUGAAUUAGUCACUUGGGAAAGCUCAACCAAAUGUGUUGAAUACAAGUUGGUAUAUUCCAUAUCUUAAAACACACAUAAAGCAAACUACAAACAAAUCAAGUAGUUAUCAGCAAUAGAUCCAGGCAAAUAUCUCUCUACCAUUGGCAAAUCAUUUGCUAAGAAUACUUGAUAUACAAACAUGCUAAGUGUUUUCUCCCGUCUGGAAAAGUGGUCCUGCAUUGCGGUGGUAGAUAUCAGUGCAGCAUCAACAUCAGAACAGGGAAUGAGUCCAAGAAGAGAUUCCAGAAAAACCGAUGGCUAGGAGCAUCUACUGUUUGUCAUCCUUUCCCAAUCUCUUCUCAGCCAGUGCAAAUCAAAAUAUAACUGUCUGAAAGGCCUUAUGGCUACUACUCCCAAGCAUACAUAAUUCCACAACGACAUGGGACCUGCAUUGGUAAACUCCCUCUUGUAGGUCUUUUUUGUGGGUACAAAAGAGGAGCCUGAAGCUUAUACAUAAAUUCAUAGUUCAGAGUACAUAACAGAACCACUGCAGAAACUACUAAGGCAUCAUUUCUAAGAUAUAUACAACAGAGUUAAUAAGCUGAAACACUAAACCCACCCCAGAGCAGCAGAAGCCCAUGUCACGCUACCAAUCAACAUUGUUCUUAGAGAUCGACAGCAAGCCAACUUAUAAAAAUUCAAUUUUCAAUUCACCAUUUCAUUAUCUUAAUGAAACCGUGUGGGUGCACAGCCCUCCCUUUCUCCUCAAGAGCAAUACUUGAUAUAUAGGACAGGGAGGAUAAAUGAUAUAUAAGUAAUAAAUCUCCUAAGCACUUAAAAUCUUAAAUCUCUUUUUUAGGCACAUCUUACCUUCUAAUAUCUGGAUGCCUCAGAAUGUCAUUUUCUCAAGGGGCAAUAAAUUGGAUAUGCCUUACGAACAUGCUCCACAAUGUGGAUAAUGAAAUAUAAGAAAUUAAAGAAACAUUAUUUGGGGGUAUCUGUAGAAGCCAGUUUCAUCAAGAAAAAAAUAAAAAUCUGUAGGCCAAAUCACAAGGAUAAGAGCCCAGAAAUUGACGAAGGGGAAAAAGAACAAAUUUGUUGCCUCCCAGUUGCUCUACUGCCAUUUCAUGCAGAUCUGAUUGAUAUACCCUAUAAAAACAUUUUGUAUCAUUUAAUUAACUGGUAUAUGUUAACUUAUCACUUUCCCAGCAAAGUUCAAACCAUCUCUGAAGUUCAAAUAGCAAACAAAAUAUCAAGUCAAGAUACCAAACCAAGUUGUACAGACCAAACAGAGUACAGACAGGAUGAGAUAACAUUCUCUAGCCUAAAAAAACCAACAAAAGACAUUACAUUUUACAAA